UCUAGCUUGUCUAUUAUUUUUGACAUCUUGAACGAUUUUGCAAUAUACAUUACAUUCUACUGUUUUCAAAAACAAAUAAAAAUAUUAUUUUAAUUACAUUUUGCUAAUAUUUCUGUCAUACAAAAUGGCUGGUCAAGAGAACAACAAGCCCAAUCAGGAUAAAGCUGAGGCUGAUAGUGAAAUUGCGCCGAGCGACGAAAGCAACGAUGAUAAUAUUUGUGAAGAGUAUGAAAUGUUGGAUUCAAAAUUGGAUGAGCUAAAUACGGCACUUGAUUUUCUGGAACAAAAGAAUGAUGAUAUUCACAAGAAAUUGAAGGAACUUCUUCAGUCCAACAUUGACAUUAGACAACAACUGCAAAAUGAGAACUCCAUGUCUCCUGACAAUUAAAUAAAAUGUGAAUAUUUAUGGGAUGUUAUAUUCAUUAUUUAUUAUAGUCCAUACUUAGAUAAUAUUAUAUGUUUGCAUUGUGAUUAUACACUACAUUGAGCAUUCACUAAAACUUCUUGUUUUAAUUUUUAGUAAAUGCUUUUUGAAAUUUCACUCAAUAAUAUUUUAGUUACUUCAUAAGUAAUAUUUUCAGAAAUUAUUGAUAAUUUGCCAUAAAUAAAAUUAUUGUGUAAGUUCUACAAGUAUAUUACAAUUAUUAUUGUUAUAGGGUAUGUAAAGGGCUAUGAAAGUUAAUUCCAAAUACAUUUAUUGAUUGUUAGUCUUUGUGUGAUGACAUAAUAAAAUAUCAUUACACUAAGGAAAAUAUCCCAUGGAAGUAUGCAACAUAAUUUUCAGUUUGUUUUUUGCUGGCAACACACAUUAGCCACUUCUGAAGUAUAUGUUUAUGAUCUUUAAUACCAAAGCUGUGUGUUGUAGGCUGCCCAUUAAAUUAUUUCAAUUCAUCUAAGUAAUGCGAUAUCAUUAGAAUAGUCAUUUUAAGGACAAUGACUGUUAUUCUACUUUCAUACCCAAGGUUUAUGGGUCCUUUGUUAUUACAAUUAACACUUUGACUGACCAAGAACCUGCCUGGUAGGCACUCGUAAUGUUUGCUCAGAUGCCGCACAACCCGCCUAGCGGGUUGUUUUGUACGCAGAUAUAGACGACCGGUUUCUGGGGUAGUGCGCCGUUUUUUGCUUGGUUGCGAAAGUGUUAAAACACCAUAUAUUUUCUAAUGGUAACAUAAUACCUACUUCAAUGUUUCAAUCAAUAUGCUUACUGUGAUAGAAAUGUUACUUGAAUAACUUGUAUUAUAUUUAGGUAUUAGACCUUAAAUUGUUGUUUUAUUUUAAUAGCUACAAUCAGAUUUUGUGUAAAGAGGUGGUGAGAGAUUAUUUUAAAGGCCAUCAUUUUUUCAAUUGUGACUUUCAAAACACAUGUUACUCACUUAUCUCAAAACUGUAUUUAGACACAAUAUCCCUAACCGCCUCCGUGUAUAUUAAAUGUAAACCGAAAAGACAAGGUUAAUAAAUUAUUUAUUUCACCUACAUUUUAUUUAAUUACUAAGCAAUAAUAAAAUAAUAGAUCACUAGUAUUUUCAAAUAAGGGUGAUUGAAAUAGUUUGCCAACCAUUAGUGAAUUUUAAUGAUGAUCCUUUUUCUCAAAACGCAAUCCACAAUAUCCACAGGAGUGGUUGCCUGGCUUGUCCUAAAAAGUAAAGAAUAAUACAUUAAUAAA
This is a messenger RNA of Cydia fagiglandana, 1663 nucleotides long. RefSeq names its product UPF0184 protein AAEL002161. The coding region runs from base 125 to 388 and encodes 87 amino acids. Lineage: Eukaryota; Metazoa; Arthropoda; Insecta; Lepidoptera; Tortricidae. The record is from RefSeq and is a predicted model, not a curated record. The transcript has 2 exons.